Messenger RNA from Lasiosphaeria miniovina, 591 nucleotides. RefSeq names its product ribosomal biogenesis regulatory protein. Gene Ontology annotation, cellular component: nucleus; preribosome, large subunit precursor; nucleolus. The annotation marks the transcript as partial. The transcript has a single exon. Gene Ontology annotation, biological process: endonucleolytic cleavage in ITS1 to separate SSU-rRNA from 5.8S rRNA and LSU-rRNA from tricistronic rRNA transcript (SSU-rRNA, 5.8S rRNA, LSU-rRNA); ribosome biogenesis; ribosomal large subunit biogenesis. Lineage: Eukaryota; Fungi; Ascomycota; Sordariomycetes; Sordariales; Lasiosphaeriaceae. Gene Ontology annotation, molecular function: protein binding. The record is from RefSeq and is a predicted model, not a curated record.
GCCGCCGCGUCGGCUAAGACGCCCAAGCUCCCGCUAACGGUCGACAAGCCGACGCCGUACUACUUCGACCUGGGCCUGCUGCUGGCUAACGACCCGAACCCGCUGGCGCUGGACCGGGCCAACAUGGAGGACAGCCUCGCAGCAGUAGCGCGGGACGGGGCGCAGGUGCUGAUCAACCAGCUGCUGACAGCAUGCCCCAUCUCGGCGACGUCGGAUGGGGUGCUGCUGUCGCUGCCGCCGCCGUCGACGGCGCUGCCGCGCGAGAAACCGGUGCCGGCGGCCAAGGCCGAGACCAAGUGGGCGGCGUUCGCCAAGCGCCGGGGCAUUGCGCCCAAGUCGCGCGAGCAGCGGCGCAACCUGCAGUUCGACCAGGAGACGGGCGAGUGGGGCCGUAAGUGGGGUUACAAGGGCGCCAACAAGGCCGGCCAGGACGACGCCAUCAUCGAGGUCAAGUUCAACUCCAAGAAGGAGGCCGAGCGGCCCGAGGGCACUACCGUGCGCGGCGACAAGCGCCGCGAGAUCCGCGAGCGCGUCAAGCGCAACGACCGCCGCAUGCGCAAGAACCAGCGGAACACGGAAGGGAGGAAGUGA